Messenger RNA from Talaromyces atroroseus, 2853 nucleotides. RefSeq lists its product as hypothetical. Gene Ontology annotation, cellular component: cytosol; dynactin complex; nucleus. The record is from RefSeq and is a predicted model, not a curated record. Gene Ontology annotation, biological process: cytoskeleton-dependent cytokinesis; protein deubiquitination. NCBI's taxonomy places the organism in Eukaryota, Fungi, Ascomycota, Eurotiomycetes, Eurotiales, Trichocomaceae. Bases 1 to 2853 code for a protein of 950 amino acids. The transcript is spliced from 11 exons. Gene Ontology annotation, molecular function: protein binding.
AUGGCCGAACCGUCCGAAGACGACAUCGGCAACUUCGUCAGCUUCACAGGUCUGCCGCGAGAAAAGGCCAUAUUAUUUCUGAAAACAAAUAACCUCGAUUUGCAGAAGGCCGCCAAUGCCUAUUUCGAAAACCCGGCCGGCGUUCCAUCGGAGGUCGAGCCGGAAAAUGAAUGGGUUUCUUUCAACAACCCAUCGUACUCCCAAGGUGCUCAGUCCUUGCCAACGUUCCACAUCGAGCAUCUAGACAGUACUCCCGGAAAUGACUAUUCAGCUGCUCCGUCGCGUCCGCCAUCUAGGAUGAACCUUGAUGAAACUCUGACAGAUCGUAAGUACGAAGAAAACAAUCGCGAUAAUGCGGGUGCAGAGUCUUCGCGAAUGAACCUGAGUGCGGCCCAACUCGAGGAGCGCGAUCUCCAACAGGCUGUGGCCAUGUCGCUCAGCCACCAGGAAAGCGGGGUUAUUACAGAUACUGAAAAUUCUCGCUUCGGUCCUGCUACUAGAGACACCUACGACGAAAGCUCGUGGGGGCUGACAGUUGUCAAUUCGAGUGCAAGGGAGGAAAUUAUCAGCCCAGAUCCAGAAGAUCGCCGACGUCAUGCCGAGGAACCGACUUUCCUUCGGCCCUCACAAGAAGCCCUUCACCUUGGAGGGUUCCUCACUAUCCUUCAUUCGAUCCCACUUGCACGAGAAGCUCUUCUGCUUAGAGAAAAAGUCAUCCCUGAUUAUGGCCACGAUGCGCAGUGGUGGAAUGGACAACCGAUCCUGACGCCCCGAAUCGUGUCUCUUGACAAUCCCUACGCCGAAGAGAAAGACUCUGAUGAUAUUCUAUGCGAGACUCAACGAUUGAUGGCUUUUCUUGAUUCCACGCGGCGCGCUUUCGGAAGCGCCGAUGCUCUUGCUAGCCUGAUGCCUGGAUACAGUUACGGCGGCGAUAGCGGCGUGGAGAAAUUUUUGGAAGCAUGGCAAGAAGCAGCUGUGCGGGCGACUCCAGCCAACCAGCUCUCUACAAUUUUCUCUUCUUGUGCAAUGAGAGAAGCGGUAUCUGAUAUGGACUCAUCCAACCAAAGAGAAUUCUUCGUUCUCAACACCUACGUGGACUCUGGACAGAGUCAGACUCUCUACGAUAUUUUGGAUGAUGCCAUCUGGCCCGACGUGCCCGGAGAGGAGCUGGACGAUGUUUGGCUCGACCAUGUCGGUACCGAUGCCAUCAAUGUUAAAGUCCCUCCAGUCUUCUAUCCAGAUCGAUAUAUGGAGGCGCGCCGUGACACGGUUCGUGAGCUUCGAUUGAAGAGGUUAGAUGUUAUUAAAACUAUAAGCCGCCUUGAAAGCAUGGCAGCUCGUUAUAAAUGCGCGGAAUCUGCCUCUCAGGCAGGAAUGUCCAAUCAAGAGCUGUUAGAGAAGGCAGCGCAAGCGGCUAUCGUUGCCUUGUCAAAGUAUCUACCUCCAGGGUCUGUUGGAUUCAAUAGUUCCGAAGUACAAGAAGUGGCUGAACAGCUCCGUGGCAUUGCAGGUCUCCUAAGAGACAAGCUGAAUCAACUUGAUGCUGCAAAGCAAGAAGCUCGCGAUACCCUGAGGGACUACUCUAAGAUCUUGACAAAUUCAUCAACAUCUCCCGAAGUUUCGCCAUAUUACAAAUACACUCUCAUGGGCAUUUGUACGUCACCUCAUAUAACCUAUGUUCUAAGGAAACAUAACUCUGGCGACGCAGAAGAGGACUUGAUUGAAAUGGAAGAAAAACGGCCCGAAGAGGAAUGGCAGUGGUGGCGAAUAAGUUUCUCGACGGACGACGCCAAAACACAGCAAGCUGCCAAGCCAGAGGGCCAGAAGACAAGAAGCAACAAAACUAGCAAUGCAGAUGUUAUCGGUUACACUACCAUCAAAGUGAGAGAGACCGAAGUGCUCAAGGCGGCGAGGGAAUCGAAAAGUCUCCUGCUGGUAUACGCGAAUGCCAAUGCUGCUGCUUUUCCACACAAACCUUCGCCGUCAGCUCUGCAGGAAUUUGUGAAUAUAGAUAACAUUAGUUUCCAAGCGGAGCUUGACGCGGCAGCGCGUAUAUACCAUGAUGAUAAGGAUCUGCGCGAAUCUGGCGACGCUACUAUGGAUGACUGGCCUAAUGUGGACGUUGACGAUGAAACAACACCUGCGGCAACUGAUGUGAUCACUCCAGCUUCGUCUUCUUCCGUACACGGCAUAACUCCAGUCAGAAUGUCGUUGGAAGCGAGCACUAUUGCGUCUGCGACUAUCGAGAUACUCGAGGGUCGCUUACGGCGCCUAGAAUACCUUUUGACUGGCGACUCGCAGUGGACCGGCCAGCCGUCUGCGGCACCAAAGCCAGAGUCUUUCGACGACACCGUCGCGCGCCGUUUGAAUCACUUAGAAACUGCGCUCAACUCUCUCAGCAAAUCGAAUCCAGCUGUUCGUGAUCUGUUGCAGCUUUACUCUCGGUUUCCCGAUCUGUUCCCAGCGACAGCAGCCGCGGGCAGCGAUAAUAUUCCAACGGACCUAAGCACACAGAGUCUGGCUUCUAUAGUUUUGUCUUAUGCAACUGCUUUCCCCGAGACGUCAUCGCGCCUCGCAUCACUCAAGGAUCUUCCCAUCCCCGACCCACAUGCCUCGACCGCGUUGAUCGAACUUGAACCACGCCUCCAGACACUGCUGCAGAUCCAAGAACAACAAGCGACUGAGAUAUCUGAGCUGCGGACGCGCAGUGCUCAGCUUCUACAGCGUUGGUACGAAUUAGGGAUUCUUGGCAGUAGCGAGUGUUGGGCGGAAUGGGAAUCACGGCUAGAAGAUGUCGAGCGUGAAAUCAAGCGGCGCGAAGUUAUACAUGAUCGGAGAGCCAAGGAAAUAUGA